CAUCCCUUGUUUCAAUUCGCAUGUAUGGUUUGACUGUGUGUGAAAGAAUUUGUGUGGUGUGUUCUGGAGUUUGGGAAUGUGUUUUGUGUUAUUCUGUCUGAGCAGGUAUUUGUGAUGAUAGAUCUUGAGAAGAUCUUUCCGACGCAACAAGAAUCGAUUCAAUCGGAGCAAGAACGCGAAAGCUAUGAAGAUUCAAAGUUCAUGAGCUUGCGUUACAAUUGCGGCGGUUACAAAAUUCUUGAACUUUGAUUGAACUCUUGAGAUUGAGUUAAGUUCUCCUCCUACAGCUUACCCCCUAGUGCGUCGAAAGCCAUAGCGUCGCGAAUACUUCAUCAAUCAACAUGAUUCAAUUUGGGAACGGUAGCUGAGCUUACGAUCUACAACAUAUCCGAGUUUCGCGAUAUUCCAACGGCUAGUUUUUUGUCGACGUCGUUUCUUGUGAGGACGACUUUUCUGUCCAGAAUUUCGGAUUUAUAUUUUGAGUAAUUCUAGCUCCUAAGUUCACCUAGACUUCGUCCUUAAUCCUAACAAGUGGUAUCAGAGCCAUAUUGAGGACAUUGAGAGGAGUCUACAGAAGUGUGAAGACCCUUUUAGACCCACCAUGGCCUGUGGGCGUGCCUAAGUGGUGUUCUAAAGGUUGGAUGUGACUUCCGCUAAGGGGAAACUCUGCCGAAAUUUCGUGGACGCCGACACUUGUGAAAAUAUCGAGGGAGCUGAGUCUGGACAGCAAAGGGGGAGCUGAAAUUCGUCAUUUCUCAAGGAGAAGAUGAAUGAGAGAGGAGGAGAUGCUAAUGGAAGAGGAGCUGUACCUGAGAAGACAAGUGAGCCGCCACCAUCAAAAGUUGAAGCUUUGGAUGGCUCCAACUAUGAGGAAUGGAGCGGGCGCAUGAGGAGUGCCUUCAAACGCUACAAGCUACUGAAGAUUGCUGUUGGGGAGGAGAAGAUGCCGGAAGAAGGCGAAGAACGCGAACGGUGGAUUGAGAAAAGCACGGUGCUUUUCGACCUCAUCCUUCAAUCGGUCAACAAUGAGAUGUUCGAGCACAUCAAGGAUCUUGUGGAAGCGGAUGAUUCGGGUCCAAGGGCGUGGAAACUACUACGCGAUGUGAUUCAGCCCAACACUCUUCCGAUGGUGAUCGUGCUCGAGAAGGAACUUGCUGCAAUCUCCAUGCGACCAGGGGAUGAUGUGAAGCUGAUCCUUGACAAGAUCAAGGACACCUAUGCAAGGAUGGCAGCAGCGGGCAGCAGCGUUUCUCAGCUGCAGCAGUGCACCAAGAUCAUCUCGGUGUUGGAUAACUCGUGGGACAACCUCAUCCCCACCCUCAACUCUCAGCAAGAUCAAUGGACACCUGAGUGGCUAAGGCAGCAGAUUCUGCAGGAGGACUUCCGCAGACGCCAUGUGGGAGGUGGUGCUUCCACUAAGACUGCUGAGGGGUAUGGAGCUGCAGGGCGCGGCAGAGGAAGAGGGGGUUGGAGAGGCCGAGGCCGUGGGAGGAGCUUUGGCAGAGGUAGUGGCCGAGGUGACUAUAAUGAGGGGCAUGGGAGCUCUAGUGGCAAGGGGAGUACCAGAAUGGAGGGCACCUGCUGGUACUGCAAGAAGGUCGGGCAUCCUUGGUUUAAGUGCUUCAGCAGGCCGGAGGGAUGGGCACCUCCAGGCAUGAAGCCGCCCAGUGGUGAACGCGCACAAGGUGGCGCUGUGCAAGGCUCAGGUGCACAAGGUGAAGGUGCACAAGGUAAUGCCUAUCCUGGGAUGUUUCUCAUGGUUGAGGAUGUGCAUGGGCAUGAGGGUGAUGUGGGAUCUGUGGGAAAGGUUGUGAUGCACCCUCUCACGCACUGGGUGAUUGAUUCGGGUUGCACCAGUCACAUGACCCCACGGGCAGAUUUGCUUGAUGAGGUAAAACCCCCUGGGAAGAUCAAGUAUGUGGCAGCAGCGUCAGGUGCUUUGCUCCCUGUCAUUGGUGUUGGAAAUGCCAAGGUUAAGGGAGCUAAUGGGGAGCUUGUGGGGCUUGGGAAUGUUCUGCUGGUUGAAGGCUUGUCUGCUAACCUUCUCUCUGUGCGACGACUGCAGAAGAGCAAGGCCGAAGUGACCUUUGGACGAACCAGCUGCCGUGCUAAGCUUGGGAAGAAGGUGCUGUGGAGUCUGGAAGAGGAGACCAGCUGCAUCAAGGACCUGUGGCAGCUGCCCAUCAUCCCAUGGAAUGGGAAGACUCCAACAGCAGCAACGGCAGCAGCGGCAAAGGCAACAGCAGGAGGAGAUGCAACUGCACCAACUGAUGGGGUCCUGGAAGCAGUCAAGAAAGUGCAGCAGCAGCAGACACAUGGUGAGGUGCUUGCUGGUGUGGAUGCGAGUGCGGCAUGGGCUAAGGCUUCAUCAAGGAGUGGAGAGGCCGAUUGGGAGACAUGGCAUGAGAGGCUGUGUCAUGUGAACUUCCCUAUGCUGCAGAAGUUGGUGAAGGAUGGGAGCCUGAAGGGCUUGGAGGUGAAAGGGGGAGUGAAGGAGAUUGGGAGCUGCCCUACAUGCUUGGAGACCAAGUUCUCCAAGUUCCCCUUCAACAGCACUACAGGACCAGCCAAGACCCCACUUGCACUUGUGCACAUGGAUGUGGUGGGGCCCACAAGAGCCCCUUCCCUCUCAGGCAGCCGCUAUUUCUUGACAAUUGUGGAUGACCACACUCGGGCAGUGUGGGUUUACCCUUUGAAGAGCAAGGGGGAGGUGGCAGCGGCUGUCCUUAAGGAGUGGAUGCCUAGAGCUCAGAGGGAAUGCGGACACAAGGUGAAGGUGAUCCGCAGUGACAAUGGUGGGGAGUUCAUUGGAGCUGAUUUUGAGGGGGAGUUGAAGAGGAAGGGGAUCCAACAUCAACUGACAGUGCCCUACAACCCGCAGCAGAAUGGCGUGGCUGAGAGGUUCAACAGGACCCUGCAGGAGGGGGCACGCACUCUCCUUGGGCGUGCAGGGCUGCCUGAUCCGUUUUGGGUGUCUGCACUGAGGCAGGUCGCCCUUGUGAAGAACAGGGUGCUGGCUACAGUUGGAGAUAAGGAGUGGAUCCCAUAUACCAAGUGGUAUGGGAGUGCUCCAGCUGUGAACAUGCUGAGGGCAUUUGGGUGCAUGGUGGUGUUUCAUGUGCCUAAGGAGAAAAGGGGGAAGUUGGAGGCUUCUAGAAGAUGGGGUGUGCACUUAGGGAUUGCAAAGGAUCACAAGGGGUGGCUGCUAUGGGACUUGACCACCCAGAAGUUGACAGUGUCAAGGGAUGUGAAGUUUCUUGAGUCCCUGUACUACAAGGAAUGGAAGCAGCAGCAACAGAAGCUUCCAUCUACACCGCUCAUUGUGGAGGCAGAUGAGGUGCAGCAGCCUUCAAGACAGGUGGAGGUUGCAGUGUCAGAGGAGGAGAUGUCUGGGGUGACUGAGGAAGGGGGAGCAGCUGAAGUGGAGCAGCAGCAGCAGCAGGAGCAGCAGCAGCAGCAUGAGUCUCCACCUCGAGUUCCACACCCGCCUGAGCGACCUAGGAGGGAUGUGCGCCCUCCGGUGAGGCUAACCUAUGGGGGAAGAGGCAAGCCGAAUGUGGUGCAGGCUGGGAGUGUGGUUGAGCAGAUUGAGGAAGAUGAGAUCGCUCACUGCUACUGGGCACCAAUCCCUGAGCCCAAGACUCGAGAGGAGGCUUUGAAUGGACCAAAUGGGGAGAAGUGGAAGGCGAGUGAGGAUGAGGAGUUCGAGUCCCUAAUUGAGAACGAGACAUGGGACCUGUGUGACUUGCCUCCUGGAAAGAAGGCAAUCACUUCCAAGAUGAUCUACAGGCACAAGUAUGGACCUGAAGGGGAGCUGAUCCGCUACAAGUCUAGGCUUGUGGCACGGGGGUUUCAGCAGACAAAGGGGAAGGACUAUGAUGAGGUGUUUGCUCCUGUGGGGAAAGGAACAACACUGAGGGUGCUGUUGGCGAUAGCUGCACUCCUGGGAUGGAAGAUUCGGCAGAUGGAUAUUGUGACUGCCUUUCUGAAUGGGAUCAUUAUGGAGGAGGUGUACAUGAAGCAGCCAGAGGGGCUGGAUGACGGGAGCGGCAGGGUCUGCGGCUGAAGAAGGCCAUCUAUGGCCUUAAGCAGGCGCCUCGUGCAUGGUAUCACAAGUUGGAGGAGGCGCUGUUGGCUGGGGGUUUCAAGAAGAGUGAGUGUG
This is a messenger RNA of Closterium sp. NIES-67, 4162 nucleotides long. NCBI's taxonomy places the organism in Eukaryota, Viridiplantae, Streptophyta, Zygnematophyceae, Desmidiales, Closteriaceae. The record is from the annotation of a GenBank genome assembly.